UGGGAACAUCAAACAUCACUUGCGUGUACUGAGUAAACUAUUACAAAAUAUGGAGCAGAUUACUAAAGUUUGGUUAGGACCCUUGCCAGCCGAUUCACCAUAUGUAAAACCCUUUCGUUUCUACUACGUCCAAAAUGGCAAGGAGAAAAAUUGGGAUCUGCUAAAGGUGCACGACAGUGUGUCGAUUGUUUUGUACAAUACCAGCCGACAAAAGCUGAUUUUCGUCAAACAAUUUCGUCCUGCUGUCUUCCAUGGUAUUGUGACCACUGAUGGUGGCAGUGUGGAUAAUGUUGAUCUACAGAAGUAUCCACCAUCGUUGGGUUGUACCAUGGAAUUGUGUGCUGGCAUUGUGGAUAAAGAUAAGAGCUGGAAGGAAAUAGCUCGUGAAGAAAUUCUGGAGGAAUGCGGCUAUGAUGUUCCAGUGGAAAGGGUCGAAGAAGUAAUGACAUACAGGUCUGGUGUGGGUUCCCAAGGUUCCAAGCAAACAAUGUACUAUUGCGAGGUCACCGAUGCCGAUAAGAGCACUAGCGGCGGUGGCGUUGAUGACGAACUAAUCGAGGUGGUUGAACUGAGUAUAGAUGAAGCCCGUAAAAUGGUACAACAAGGCUCCGAUAAUAAUAGCCCACCCAGUUGUUUAUUGGGUGUUAUGUGGUUUCUUAUGAAUAAGGCACCAAAAAAUUAA
Messenger RNA from Musca vetustissima, 682 nucleotides. RefSeq names its product uridine diphosphate glucose pyrophosphatase NUDT14-like. Gene Ontology annotation, biological process: nucleoside phosphate metabolic process; ribose phosphate metabolic process. The record is from RefSeq and is a predicted model, not a curated record. Gene Ontology annotation, molecular function: UDP-sugar diphosphatase activity; metal ion binding. The transcript is spliced from 2 exons. NCBI's taxonomy places the organism in Eukaryota, Metazoa, Arthropoda, Insecta, Diptera, Muscidae. The coding region runs from base 50 to 682 and encodes 210 amino acids.